Oikopleura dioica is the source of this 777-nucleotide messenger RNA. NCBI's taxonomy places the organism in Eukaryota, Metazoa, Chordata, Appendicularia, Copelata, Oikopleuridae. The record is from the annotation of a GenBank genome assembly.
AUGUCCUCCAACUUGUCCGUUCUUGCUCCCACUGAGGCCGACAUCCGUCGAAUGAUCGCCGCCCGAGUCCACCUCGGCGACGUCAACCACGACCACCGAAUGGGCCAGUACGUCCACGGCCGAAACCAGGCCCAGAACCACAUCUUCAACCUUGGCAAGACCUGGGAGAAGCUCAUGCUCGCCGCUCGAGCCAUCGCCGCCGUCGAGAACCCAGCUGAUGUUGCUGUCAUCUCUGGCAAGCCCCAGGGUCAGCGAGCCAUCCUCAAGUUCGCCGCCAAGACCGGUGCCACCCCAUCGCCGGCCGAUACACCCCUGCCAAUCACUGAAUCUUCUUACGUCAACAUCCCAGUCAUCGCUCUCUGCGACUCUGACUCUCCAGUCAAGUUCGUCGACAUCGCCAUCCCCUGCAACAACAAGGGUGCUCACUCCAUCGGUUUGAUCUGGUGGACUCUCGCCCGAGAGGUCCUCCGACUCCGAGGCACCCUCAACCGAUCCACCGAGUGGGAGCGAGAGAUCAUGCCCGAUCUUUUCUUCUACCGAGCUCCCGAGGAAAUCGAGAAGCAGGAACUCAAGGAGCGAGAGGCUGCUGAAGAGGUUGGCGGCGAGACCCAGGACUACGUUCCCGAUGCUCCCGUCAUCCCACUCGACGGUGACUGGCCAGAGGAGCCCGCUGCUGUCGCCACUGGCGGUGACACCAAGGUCGCUGACUGGGAAGCUCCAGCUGAGAAGACCGAAGCCGCCGGCGACUGGGGCGAGCAGGACGCCACCUGGGAAUAA